UUUGGUGCUCCAGAGUAACGGACCCGUCUGUAGUUUUCGUUUUUCAUGGAUUAACAAUGCAGGAAACAGCACUUUGCUCUGUCAGCUGACAUUAUGGAUAAAACACAGAGACUUGGAGAGCUGCUGUGACGCAUCUUAAAUUCACCGGACAGGAUUCAACACUGCUAGGCUCCCUGUGAAAGAGUUGCAGCCAUGGUGCAGGAGUACCAGUCCCCAGUUCGGGUCUACAAGCAUCCAUUUGAGCUGAUAAUGGCGGCCUAUGUGAGGAGGUUCCCAAAGUCCCACCUGAUCCCAGUGUUUGUAGGCAGUGAGAUCAUCAGCGAGAGCCAAAGCAAGGAUGGAUCCACAGUGGUAACUGAGAGGCGCUGUAUGAUCGACAUCGAGGCCCCACGGCUUCUUAAACGGAUUGCUGGUGUAGACUACCUGUACUUCAUCCAAAAGAACUCUCUAAAUCGCAGAGAAAGGACGCUGCACAUUGAGGUCCACAACGAGACCUUCUCCAACAGGGUCAUUGUCCGUGAGUGCUGCAACUACUCGGUUCAUCCAGAGAAUGAGGACUGGACGUGCUUUGAACAGACAGCUAGUCUGGAUAUUAAGUCCUUUUUUGGCUUUGAGAGCACGGCAGAGAAGAUAGCUAUGAAGCAGUAUGCUAGCAGCAUUAAAAAGGGUAAAGAAAUUAUCGAGUACUACCUCAACGAGCUGGAGAAAGAAGGAGUAACUUACAUACCUCGCUGGACCCCUCCUGUUGCCUCUGGCACGACCAGGCUCCAGCUGCCGCCCCGCUCCACUGCCAGAGCCAUCCCAGGGAGCAGUGCUAAGAAUGGACUGGACAGUAAAGACCCGGCGUGUUCUGCGGAGCUCGUGGCUGGCUCCCCCGACGACAAAUUGGACGCUGACUACAUCAGGCGUUACCUUGGUGAUUUAACGCCUCUGCAGGAGAGCUGUCUCAUCCGUCUGCGCCAGUGGCUCCAGGAAACCCACAAGGGCAAGAUUCCAAAGGACCAGCAUGUGCUGCGCUUCCUGAGGGCGCGGGAUUUCAACCUGGACAAGGCCAGAGAGUUCCUGUGCCAGUCGCUCACCUGGAGGAAGCAGCAUCAGGUAGACUUCCUGUUAGACACAUGGGAACGGCCACAACUGCUUCAGGACUAUUACACCGGAGGCUGGCACCACCACGACAGAGGUGGCCGCCCUCUGUAUAUCUUGCGUCUUGGGCAAAUGGACACAAAGGGUUUGGUGAGAGCCUUGGGAGAGGAGGUGCUACUGAGACAGGUCCUGUCCAUUAACGAAGAGGGACUGAGGCGGUGUGAAGAAAACACCAGAGUCUUCGGCAGACCCAUCAGCUGCUGGACGUGCCUGGUGGAUCUGGAGGGUCUUAACAUGCGUCACCUGUGGAGACCAGGUGUGAAGGCUCUGCUGAGGAUCAUCGAGGUGGUGGAGGCCAACUACCCCGAGACUCUGGGUCGCCUGCUCAUUCUGAGGGCGCCCAGAGUUUUCCCAGUGCUCUGGACCCUGGUCAGCCCUCUGAUCGAUGAGAAUACCCGCAAGAAGUUCCUUGUGUACGCUGGUAACGACUACCAGGAUCCGGGAGGACUGGUGGACUAUAUCGACAAAGAAAUUAUCCCUGACUUCUUGGGAGGGGACUGCAUGUGUGACAUCCCAGAGGGAGGUGUGGUCCCCAAAUCUCUGUACAGGACGGCAGAAGAGCUGGAGAGCGAGGAACACCGACUGCUGACUGACUCCAUCUAUAAGAGUGCCAGUAUUUUCAAGGGAGCACCAUAUGAGAUGCUCAUCGAGAUCACAGAAGCGUCCUCCGUCAUCACCUGGGACUUUGAUGUGUCUAAAGGAGAUGUCAUCUUCAAAAUCUACCAUUCCAAGAGGGCCCCACAGCCCCAGAAGAAAGAAACUCUCGGAGCCCAUGCAAUCACGUCUCUAGGGGCUGUUAACGCCCAGCUGAUUGACAGGAGCUGGGUGCUGGGGAAGGACUACAGCAUGGUGGAGAAAGCUCUCACCUGCAGGGAGGGAGAGAGCGUACAGGGCUCCCACGUUACACGCUGGCCCGGCUUCUACAUCCUCCAGUGGCGCUUCCACAGCUCCCCGGCUUGCUCCGCCUCCAGCCUGCCGCGUGUGGACGAUGUGCUGGCCUCGCUGCAGGUCUCCUCCCACAAGUGUAAGAUCAUGUACUACACCGAGGUGCUGGCGUCCCACGACUUCAGGGGAUCCAUGACCAGUCUGGAGUCGAGUCAUAGCGGUUUCUCCCAGCUCAGUGCUGCCACAACUUCAUCUAGCCAAUCAAACGCCAGCUCGUCCGUCUCAAGGUAGCAUUUGCCCAGCAGGUGUCAAAGACAGCAGUGCCCUUAAAUCUACUGACACAUACUCCGACUGUGCCUUAUGCCUCCACACACAGACAGCUUCACACUCUUAAAUGAGAAUUUGAUCGGACAGUUAAAGGUGAGGAGAGUGCCAUUGAAAUGUUUUUCAUAAAUAAAUGUUUUCAUCAUUAUUAUUAUUAUUAUUAUUAUUAUUAUUAUUAUUAUUAUAGUAGGGUCAGUAAAGGUUCAUGGAUCUCUGUUUCUAGGGAAUAAUGUAUUUAAAGUAUCAGUUCCCUGAGUUGUUUGUUAUUUUGUUUGAAUAAUAGUAGUGUAUAUUUUCACAGAUUCAAUGCACAGUGUGAAUGUCCCAUAUCUGAUUUGUAGUCACAGUAUAUGUGUGUCCAUAACAUCUGCUGUGCAUCUGCUGGAUCAGGAAAUGCAUAAUGAGAUGCCUGACAGACUGCACUGACAUCUUGUGGACAAUGAGAGCAGCUUCAGGGACAGAAGCCGUGUGCAUUGAGAUCAGCCACAACAUUAAAACCACUGACAGGUGAAGUGAAUAACAUUUGAUCAUGUCGUUAAAAUGCAGUGUUCUGCUGGGGAAACCUCGGGUCCUGGCAUUUAUGUGGGUGCCACUUGACAUGCAUCACCCACCCAGGUACACCCAGCACUCCCUGAUGGCAGUGGCCCCCGCAGCAGAGCAAUGCACCAUGCCACACCUUAAGAAUUCAUAGGAAACGACCCAAGGGAUGUGACAAAGAGCUCAAGGUGUCGACCUGGCCUUCAAAUUCCCCAGAUCCCAGUCUGAUCAAGCAUCCGUAGGACAUGCUGGUACCUCACCUUUGCACAGGACUCAAGGGAUUCAGCGCGCCAAAGAACGCCCCAGAGGUUCUUUGUCCAUGCCUUGACAGAGCCAAGUUCGAUAAAAGAAGGCCCAACUACGAAUCGGACUUGGUUCUUUGGCACCGGAUGCUCGAUCAGCUUGGGAUCAGGGGAAUUUAGAGGCCAGGUUGAUAGCUUGAGCUCUCUGUCACAAUCUUUGGAUCGCUCCUGAGCAGUUGUGGUGUAGCAUGGUGUAUUGUCCUGCUGGUGGAGCCACCGCCAUUGUAAAGUGUCGUUGCCAUGAGGGGUGUACUUGGUCUGCAAUGGUGUUUGGGUAGAUGGUGUGUGUCAAGUGGCAUCCCCAUAAAUGCCAGGUCCCAAGGUUUCCCAGCACAGACAUGGCCAAAGUCAGGCGUGGGGGCGAAUCGUAGCCCAGUACACAAGUAAGAUCACUCUACAUUUCCUCCGUUUACCUCACAACGGCAGGACUAUUAUACAGUUUGCAGACAUGCACCAAGUAGGAACUACGCAGGUGGAACUAAUGUGUUUUCUUUACGUAAACAGACGGUUAACAAGCAAACAAACUGUUACUUAAAAGCAAGACAUUUACUGCGAGGUAGCAGACAUGGCCUCGGCAAGGAACCAUUAAGUCGACAGGCAAGGCCGCCACUUUCAGGACCAGUGGAAAGUUAAUUACUUUUUCACUAGAAGAUGAAACAGUUCCUCAUGUCUCAUUUGUAUGGGAUUUUUUUUAAUAACCCAUACGAUGAGAGACGCAGCUGGCCCCCAGGUAUUUUCACAUUAUCUAAUCUGGCCCCUACUCAAAAAAGUUUGGACACCUCUGCGGUAGAAUAUUGCACUGUAACAAGAUGAUCAAUGUUACUCACUUCACCUAUCAGUGGUUUUAAUGCUGUGGCUCAUGUGUGUAUCUGUAAACUGCACACAGCUUCUGUCCCUGAAGUUGCUUUCAUCGUCCACAAGAUGUCAGUGCAUUCUGUGAUUUAACCGCUCUCAGAUCUGCAGUGCACUCGGCGCAUAGGUUUCCACUCUCACACUUCGUCUGGUCUUCUAAGAAAUCGAAACAAGAAUUGUUUAAAUAAAGAUUUUAUCACAAGCAUUAACGUUGAUGUUACUCCGAAGUGUGUGUGUCUUUAUAUUGAAUUUUAGGAAACAAUGACUGCAGUAACAGAGCUGCAGUGGGGUAGUAAUUCUGUGUAAUCGUAAAGAUGGCUUAUGAAUCAUUUUUACAGCAAUAGGUGAGAUGUUAAGAGCGAGCAGAUAAUGUGAAAUCUCUUUUAAAAUAUGCAGUGCACCGUCUAGAUUGCGUGUAAUGUUGUUUUUGGGCUUGUUAGGCGUAGCUGCUGAGUUUUCUGAGGCUGCUCAUUUGAAUGCAAUAUUGUGCAGCCCCUUGUGAUCUGGCACGGGGCCAAGCAGACAACUGAUUUACAUAAAACUUUAAUUUCCAUAAACUUAUCAGAUGCUUCCAGCUAAAGCUUAAUUGAAUUUCCCGGUAUUUUUAUUUCUUUUUUUUCUUCCUUCGUUUGUAAGCUUGUGUCAUGUUGUUGUUUAUCCCAACACAAUUCAAAGUCAUGUGGAUUGAGUUUUCUGAGGGGCUGAUUGAGCAGAAGCCUGACUUCCUGCUGGCAUGUCAGGGUUGUUAGAAAUUGGAAGUGUACUGACUUUGCCAGAAGCUUAUUUACUGAAUUACUCAGCUUGCUCUAAUGACCUCCCAAGACACACAUUGUCCACAUAAAUAGCAGCACCUCUUUCUCCUGAUACACCUGAUUUUCUAUUAAAACCUCCUCUUCCUGAGCAGUUAUGUGAUUUAAGACUGAAUUAUUUUACUGGCGUUCACAGGGGUGAAAAACAGCGCCUAUUAUACAGGUAACACCAGAGUUUGGUGAGUCAAUCGAAUACUCCUAAAUAAUGUAUCACAUUUUAUUGGAUGCAACCUUGUGAGGGAGAGGUGGUAGCUAGCUGACCUACAGUCACCGAGUGUUGAGGUGAUUUAUGGGUACAUUAUGAUUUAUGAAUAACAUCUAACGGAAAAUAAUUUAUCAGAGAUCUAAUGGUCAGAGGUUGAAGUUCAGAAACUGUAACAGAAUCGAUAUAAAAACACCAAACAGUCAACAAAAUGGGGCUUUGCAGGAAGUUUGUAGUUUUAAAAGUCUGCAAAUUCUAGGACAAUCCAUUCAAUUGUCGAGACAUUUCACUCAAAGCCAUAAAUGUCCCUGUCAUGGUGGCACUGGAGGCAAAGUUAGAAGAAAUUGCAUGGAUGUCCAGUGAGAAUGUUUUACACUCUUUUCCUAAAACCAGAUGGGUAAAUGUUUGGACAAACUCAAAAGUUUGCCUCCAUGGUGGAUAAGUACGGGCACAGUUAACCAUCUGACGAAAGUCAUAGCUACCAAUACCCAAAGAUACCAGCAACUUUAUAUGGCUGUGCAUCAAUCAUGGAAUAGGAGGUCAUCUUUGUAGUUUUUGUGGAUGUAUUUUGCCUCCUUUCUUUGACAAAUAAAGUGGAUCAAGGACCCGGUUGUUCAGAAGAAAUCGGAUUUUGGCUGUCAAAUUGGAUCAAAUCUUGAAAAUUGGCUGUUUAAAGAAAAAAAAAAGAUUCUGAAUUUGGAUUGUAUCAUAUAAUUUGGUCUUGUUUUUGAUCUGGAUCAAACCUUUAGUAUGUGUUAUUCAAAACUUUUUAGAACGAUUGGGAUACCUUUAAUCUCAAAAAUCAGGAUUACCCUGAUCCCGACGGAAGGCUGGAUUCAAGGAGGAUUUUGGGAACAUUCAUUCAUUCAUUCAUUUUCCAUAACCUCUUAUGACACUGGGAGAACAUGCAAACUCUGCACAGAAGGGCUCCCCCACCCCAGAGUUCAAACCCUCCAACCCUGGGUUUGAACCAGGAACCCUCUUGCUGUGAGGCAACAUUAAUAAAGGAGACAUUAGGCUGUAAUGGAAGGCUUCCUAUGAAUCUAGUCCAUCUUACUUCUGUGCUGGUUUUUAAAGCAACACUUGAUUGGAUCAUCCGGAUCCAGAUGCAUACUUUCCAAGAUUACAAAAUCCAGAUAACGAGUGCUCUUAAUGGUCUGGACCUCCAAGUCAAAGGCCAGGGUGCUUUGCCGGAAAACGAUGGAUUACCCCCUCCAGGUUGGAAGAGAGUUACUUUCCCAAACAAAGGAGUUCAAGUAUCUUGGGAUCUUGCUCAUUAGUGAGGAUAAAAUGGAGCGUGAGAUGGAUAGGCAGUUUGGUGUGGCGUCUGCAGUGAUGAGGGUGCUGUGCCGGACUGUUGUAUGAAGUGGGAGUUGAGCCAGUUGGCAAAGAUCGACCUAUGAUCAAGAGCUCUGGGUAGUGACCGAAAGACUGAGAUUGUGGAUACAAGCGACCAAUAUGAAUUUCCUCCGGAGGGUAGCUGGACUCAGGGUAAGGAGCUGGAGCCCCUUUACGUUGAAAGGAGUCAGUUGAGGUGUUCAGGGAUCUGAUCAGGAUGCCUCCUGGGCGCCUUCUCUUAGAUUGGUCCCAGGCAUGUCCAACUGGUAGGAGGCCUUAGGUUGACCUUGAUCAUGCUGGAGGGAUUACAUAUCUCAUCUGGCCUGGGAACGCCUUGGGGUCCCUCAGAAGGACCUUGAAAAUAUUGCUGGGGAGAGGGACAUCUGGAGUAAUCUGGAGAACUCACCCUGCUGCCCCGCGGCCCAGCCCUAGAUAAGAGGAUGAAAAUGGAUGGAUUGAUGGAUGGAUUUAACAGGAUAACAGAUGCCAAGGAAAUUAAAAUUCAGUGUGCAUAUUCAACAAAUAAAAUGUUUUGUUCAAUUCUGUUCCUGAAAUCCACCCUGAAUCCUCCUUUCUACUGGGAUCAGGACAACCUUGACAUUUUGACUCACAGCUAUCCCAAUUUUACCAACAAUUUUUGAACAACACAUACCGAGGUCUGAUCCAGAUCAUAUCCAAGAACAGAAGGUGAUCUAAUCUGAUUUAAGAAUUCUUGUUUUUCUUAUGAACCUGAGAUUUGGUCCAAUCUGAUUACCUCUGAACAACCUGGGAUUUGGUCCGCAGUUUAAUGAGUUAUGCUUGAAUUUCAGGAUUCCAUUUUGUAGUUAAUCAUGUGGAUAAUACUGCUGUCCAGGAGAGUUAUUCAUACAGAAAUCUCCCAGCAGAGAAGCAACAUUCUGACAUCUCAUCACUGUUAUCCUUUGGCUGCCCUGAGUACAGAUAUUAUAACAACAAGAUUAUGUGGAAUUUGUCUCCGAAGGAUGGGCCUGAAGAAGCUGCUCUCUUUCUCUAACCUGCCUCAUAAGCUGCUGGCUGAUCACUGAUAUGCGAGUCUGGAGAAGCAGCCAAUUUAAGAUUCUGAAUAAUAUUGCAACCAGGAACACUAGAUCUCUUAAUUCGUUGGUGAGCAAUGCAGGCGAUAGGAGGAGGGCUGCAUCAAUAAUGUGCUGCUGAAAUAGACCUCCUGUUACUGAUAUAAACACCCCCAGCCUUCAUUGGGAAUAUGUACAUGGUAAUGAAUCAUCUUCUCUCAGAAACACCAGAGGCGGGCAGGGGGAUACUCAGCAUGGGGCUGAUUUUGGGUGUUGUAUUUUUGUGUAUUUACAUCUCAUAAAUGGCAAAAGGUAGACAGGUUGUACUUGCAGAAUAAUGACUUGUGCACCAUUUCCCCAUAGCCUCUCACAGAUGCCAAGGUUGAAUAAUAAUCCUGAGACACAUUGGGCUUUCAAGUAACUCCAGUGUAAACUCAUCUGUGGCUGUAUUUGACACAAACUUAGGUCUCUAGUUUGUGGUUAUUAAGUUUUAUGUGAUUAUCCUAGAGGUCAUAAUAGGCAGAGGUGUGGACUGAGGUCACAUGACUCAAACUCAAGUCACAAAUUCGAUGACUUUAGACUCGACUUGACAAAAGAGCGUUAGCUGGAAAAAAAAUUGUUUGCAUACAAAAAUGGUGGUCAACAAACAUCAAAUUUCUGUAUGCAAAAUGUGUGGGUCUAAAUUUCAGAUGGAGACGCAACAACUUCCAACUUUGUUUCAUAUCUGUAGUUGCUUGAAGAACGUUAAGCUGAGGUUACCUGGUUACCUGUCUCAACAUAUAAAGCUUGUUGCAAGAGAUCUGGGUGUCAUGUUCCAUAGUAAUUUAUGUUUUAAACAAUAUAUCAAUAAGCUUGUCCAAUCAUGUUUUUAUCACCCCAGAAACAUUGCUAAAAUAAGAUUUAUUUUAACUUUGAGAGCUACAGAAACCCUUGUACAUGCUUGUCUCUCUUCACAUCUUGAUUAUUGCAUUAUUCCAGUCUCAAUUAAAAAGCCUUGCAACAACUACAGAUUGCUCUGAAAUCAGCCGCAAAGCUUGUAACCAAAACCAAGAAGCACGACCACAUUUUUUACAUUGGCUCCCUGUUUGUUUUAGGAUUGACUUUAAAAUCUUAUUGAUUAGUUUUAAGGCUCUCCAUGGCUCCAGAUUACAUUUCACACCUUUUGCAAGCAGGGCCCCGAGGCUCUGGAGUGACCUGCCCGAGGAUAUACGGCUGUCUGAGACACUGGCUUUGAUUAAGUCUCCUAAAAACGUAUUUCUAUUGGAAAGCAUAUCCUGAUUUUAUCCGAGCUGUCAGUCUAUUUUAUUGCUGUUUAACUGAUGUUUUUCCUCAUUUAUAAUCUUGAUUUUAGUUUUGGCCUUCCUUAUUUUAUCUCUUACUAGAUGACAUCUUAUGACAUGUUAUUUGUUUUAUUCUACUUGUGUUUAGCUUUAUUGUACAGCACUUUGUAACUGUGUUUCAGAUUACAAGAAAUACAGAGAAAUACAAAGCAAUUAAAAAGCAAUCAUGAUUUUUGUAAAUUUAUUAUAUUAUUGUUCUGUUGUUGAAAUGACAUUACAUUUGGUGAAGAGUGCAGUAUGACUUUACUGGAAAACCCAGAGUUUAAGAACUCUAUAUGGAUCCUGUGUAACUCACCAGAAACCUCUAUCCAGGGCAUACCCAGAGGAAACUGAAAGCUGUUCCAUAUUUACAUGCACAGUCUCAUUUAAAAUGUAACACUUAUGUUUUUCCCACAACAGUCAGAAUCACUAAGUUCUUUUGUCAUUGAGGUAUACAAGUUCCA
This is a messenger RNA of Epinephelus fuscoguttatus (brown-marbled grouper), 9206 nucleotides long. It is a transcript of the gene sec14l1, whose product is annotated as SEC14-like protein 1. Lineage: Eukaryota; Metazoa; Chordata; Actinopteri; Perciformes; Serranidae. The transcript has 16 exons. Gene Ontology annotation, cellular component: cytosol; cytoplasm. The record is from RefSeq and is a predicted model, not a curated record. Gene Ontology annotation, biological process: negative regulation of RIG-I signaling pathway. Gene Ontology annotation, molecular function: RIG-I binding. Bases 193 to 2319 code for a protein of 708 amino acids.